AUGAGCAUUGCGUUCCCAGUCAGCCGCCGAGUCGGGGCUUCCAAAUCUCGGUCGGGUUGUAGAACCUGCAAGAUCCGCCGAGUCAAAUGUGGUGAAGAGAAGCCAACGUGUCUCCGCUGUUCCAGUACGGGACGAGGAUGCGAAUAUGAGAAUCGGCUCGGUGCCCAGGGCUCCCCCACACUACCUCUGGUUUCUACUCAAUACUUAUCAGCAUCUCCAAAUUCAGGCAGCCGGGAGCGUCGCGCGUUUGAAUAUUACUUCCAGCAUACCGCCCAGCAUCUGGCGGGUGGUAUGCAAGUCGACUUUUGGACGAAAGUAAUUCCCCAGAUUUCUCGCAGUGAGCCGGCGAUAUGGGAUGGUAUUAUCGCAAUUAGUGCCUUAUUCGAACAUCCCAACCAGAGUUUGGACUUUCCUCUUGUGAGAAACCAUCGCAAAGGCUCACACGCCCUCGAUCAGAUCCAACAAGAGGCAUUGUCAUGGUACUCGCGAUCAAUAUCUACAGUUCAUUCACGGAUUAACCGUGGCUGCGCGGAUCCAUAUCUCGCUCUAAUUAGUUGUGUGCUAUUCAUCUGUGUGGAGACGAUUCAGGGGCGCUUGGAAGAAGCCUUGCAGCUCUUCCACCAAGGUGUGGCCUUGAUCAGUGAUCUUCGCACUCAAAUCAGUCAUGGAAAUGUGUCCCUCAGCAAGGCUUCUCUUUUAGAGCACACGAUAAUUCCUCUCUUCUUGCGAAUGGGAUCAUUAUCUCUUACUAUUUCAGGCACGCAGCCCAGUGAAAUCUUUUCUUUUGCCGAAAGCCAUACUAGCGGCUUUUUAUCCAUUGAGCAUGCCAGAUCUACCAUGGUUAUUCUUGCCGCAGAAGUUAUUCUCUUUGAACGCGAGGCAGGCAUGUAUCGGAGGGCAACUGAUGCGGAUUCGGUGGUGGACAUCGCGAUCGUUGCAAGAGAACAAGCGCUUCGAGCCAGGCUUGCCAAGUGGUAUGCGUCUUAUACAGAGCUUCGCCGCAAUUAUUGCCCCAUUAUUGAAUCCGACCCAUUGCUACUCUCAUACCACGCUGCGGCUUCGAUCACUCUUACUGGAUGUUUGACGUCGCUAGAAAUGGUGUUUGACGCCCACCUUGCAGACUUUUCAGUCAUUGUCGAGCAGGCCACUUUAAUCCUCAACGCAUCGAGACGACCAGACGGCUCCCAGCCACCAUUUAUAUUUGAGCCUGGUGUCGGCGUUCCACUGUUUCUAACGGCCCUUAAAUGCCGUCACCCAGGCUUGCGGCGCAGAGCUCUGCAACUAUUACGAGAGGCACCUCCGAUGCAAGGGUUCUUCAAUUGUCCGCCUGUUGCUCUCAUGGCAGGAACAAUUAUGAUGCUGGAAGAAAGUUACAGUACUUCAACAGUCGCUGGAAGCAUUGAGAAUUCUGAUAUGGACAGCCCAUUCUCGCUACCGAUGCUCCAGACGAAGUCACAAAUAUCGGUCCCUGAAGAAGCCCGCAUUAGUUAUUAUUGCAUUUUCAGACCUCAAGAGUGGUGUCCUCCAGGUGUUAGUCUGGAGGACAUUUCCAGGUUUGGCUGCGGUCCGGAUCAUCUCUUUUUACACUUUUCAAGGAACCGAUUCGACAGUGAUAGCAACGCUUGGCGACGAUUUUUCGAAUGUGUACCACUGGGUGAUAUUCCAUAA
Molecule: messenger RNA, 1668 nt
Organism: Penicillium odoratum
Lineage: Eukaryota; Fungi; Ascomycota; Eurotiomycetes; Eurotiales; Aspergillaceae
Product: Zn(II)2Cys6 transcription factor domain-containing protein
Exons: 2
Coding region: 1-1668 (555 amino acids)
Biological process (GO): regulation of DNA-templated transcription
Molecular function (GO): DNA-binding transcription factor activity, RNA polymerase II-specific; zinc ion binding
Source: RefSeq, a predicted model, not a curated record